GGUCGGGGCGGAGACUGCCCCUCCAGUGCGCUGUUUGUCGCUGUUCCGCCGCGCGAGGAGGAGGGCUCUGUCCGGCCGCCUUCUGCUGCCCCCUCCUCCGUGCGAGGGGACCGGGGCGACCGGGGAGGGGCGGGGGAGGUGAUGAGCUUGGGCCGGGGGCUGCGGCGGCGGCGCGGCUGCUGCUGCUGCGGCGGCGGGAGGCGACGGCGGGGCAUUGGAGGGUCUGUCCGGCCGGCCCGGGGCCAAGGGGAUGCAGCGGAGGACGGGUCUGGGUGUAGCUGAUCGGAGAAGAGAGGCAGCCGCCGACCGGAGAGGCCGAGGAGCAGCGGAGGAGAGCCACCCUGACAUGCCUUUUCCUCUCCCUCCUCUCCAGCGGCCAUGUUAACCAGAAAGCCCUCAGCUAGCGCCGCCGCUGGUGCUGCCUACCCAGCCGGCAGGGCAGGGGACAGCGGUCGCCCGCUGCAGUCUUCCCCGGGCACCGGAGCCGGGGUCCCCCGGGCAGGAGCUGGGACCGGUCCGCCGUCACCUCUCGCAUUGCCGCCGCUCAGGGCCAGCAACGCCUCCCACACGGUUGGAGGCAGUAAGCACACAAUGAGUGAGCACCUCCAUGUUGGUAGCCAUGGACAAAUCCAGGUUCAGCAGCUGUUUGAAGAUAAUAGUAACAAGAGGACGGUUCUGACGACACAGCCAAAUGGACUUACAACGUUAGGCAAAUCUGGAUUGCCAGUGGUUCAGGACAGACAGUCAGAGAGUGCUCACAGACGACAAGGGAGCUCCAGCUCUUUAAAAUCUACAGAUGGAACAGGGAAGGUGAAAGCUUCUGUUAUGACACCAGAGCAGGCAAUGAAGCAAUACAUGCAAAAAUUAACAGCUUUUGAGCAUCAUGAGAUUUUUAGCUACCCUGAAAUAUACUUUUUGGGUCCAAACGCAAAGAAGAGGCAAGGUGUGAUUGGUGGUUCAAACAACUGUGGGUAUGAUGAUGACCAAGGGUCUUAUAUACAAGUACCCCAUGAUCAUAUUGCGUACAGGUAUGAAGUCCUGAAAGUUAUAGGAAAGGGAAGCUUUGGGCAAGUGGUGAAGGCCUACGAUCACAAGAUGCAUCAGCAUGUGGCACUAAAAAUGGUGAGAAAUGAAAAACGUUUCCACCGGCAAGCUGCGGAAGAAAUUAAGAUCCUGGAGCAUCUCCGGAAGCAAGAUAAGGAUAACAACAUGAAUGUUAUCCACAUGUUGGAAAACUUCACAUUCCGCAGCCAUAUCUGCAUGACAUUUGAAUUGCUGAGCAUGAACCUGUAUGAAUUGAUAAAGAAAAACAAGUUUCAGGGCUUUAGCCUACCUUUGGUCCGCAAGUUUGCCCACUCAAUUUUGCAGUGCUUGGAUGCUUUGCACAAAAACAGAAUCAUUCACUGUGACCUUAAACCUGAGAACAUUCUGUUGAAGCAACAGGGUAGAAGUGGUAUCAAAGUGAUUGAUUUUGGCUCAAGUUGUUAUGAGCAUCAGCGUGUCUACACUUACAUUCAGUCACGUUUUUACCGUGCACCUGAAGUCAUCCUUGGUGCCCGUUAUGGGAUGCCCAUAGAUAUGUGGAGCUUGGGUUGUAUUCUAGCAGAGCUUCUGACUGGUUAUCCACUUUUACCUGGAGAAGAUGAAGGAGACCAGCUGGCUUGUAUGAUUGAGCUAUUAGGCAUGCCUUCUCCAAAACUCUUAGAUUCAUCCAAGCGAGCCAAAAACUUUGUGAGUUCUAAGGGUUAUCCCCGCUAUUGCAGCAUCACAACCUUGUCUGAUGGCUCUGUAAUACUUAAUGGUGGACGCUCUCGAAGAGGAAAACUACGUGGCCCACCAGAGAGCAGAGAAUGGGGUAAUGCAUUAAAGGGAUGUGAUGAUCCCUUGUUCCUGGACUUCUUAAAACAGUGUUUAGAAUGGGAUCCUGCUAUUCGUAUGACACCCAGCCAGGCUUUGCGGCAUCCCUGGCUAAGGAGACGGUUGCCAAAACCUCCAACUGGGGAAAAGGCUUCAGCAAAGAGAAUUACAGAGAGCACUGGUGCUAUAACGUCGAUUUCCAAGUUACCUCCGACUUCAAGUUCAGCUUCAAAACUGAGGACUAAUUUGUCACAGAUGACAGAUGCCAAUGGGAAUAUUCAGCAAAGAACAGUGUUGCCAAAACUUGUUAGCUGAGGCUGAGAAACCCAAUGCUGUUAGUAUGAGAGAUAAGAUGUGGCUGAGCCUUAUUUGUAUGAAAAGGUAGCUCAGAUAUACAUUUUUAUUUGCUCAAUAACUUUAUUAAUUUGUAUCUUUCAGCACUCAUUUUAAAUGUAAGAAAUGUUGAUUUUGUUUUUAUAAAAACAUGGGGACAAUGCUUUAAGUUUUUAUACUUAUUUUUUAAGAUGUUUGUCUUCUACAGUACAACUAGCCUUACUGUAACUAGUGUGAUACAGUAAUAAACAUCAGUGGCAGGCCACUGGUUACAAGAUGACUGUCAUGCAUUGCAGCGUGGUGUCAAAGGUAUUAUCGUUUCUCUUCCAUGGUUCAUAUUAGGUUUCACCUGGGGAAAAUCUGUAAGGCUCUACUUUUUGGAUUUUAUGGGUAUGCGAACACUCACACUUAAGCCUGACUGGGCUCCAGGGAGAAUAUCAAAGAAGUAGUUAAGCACCUGUAAACUUGUAAUUUAAAGUGGAGCUGUAGCGUGUUACAUUGUCAUUUUCUAUAUGGUAGCCCAGAGAAAGUAGUGGUAUUACUAUGAUACAGUCACCUCCUAUGGAAUACUUUCUCUACUCAAAAGUAAUGGGUUUUGGUUAAAAUGAGUAUCUAAAUAUAAUGAAAAAAAAAAAUUUCCAGGACUAAAAUGACUGUCUCGCGCUAUGUGCUGUGUGGUAGAGCGAGAGGAACAGGCACUCUCGGAAAGCUUGAAGGUGGAAGUAUGUCUGUUCCUGUAAAUCUAAAAAGUAUGUAACAUUAAGCAUUCACACUGGGCUUCUCUUGGUUUGUAUUUUUUGUUUUCCUUUCCUGUUUUCUUUCCUGAUGUGCAGCUUGGCCUCCAGAAAUCACAUAGGCAGAAGUACUUGUUCUGUCAGUUUUAUACUGUAACUUCCAGACUGUUAUGCUACAUGGAUUUCACAAAUAGCUUUUAUUUCUUCUGACCAUAUUUGUUUGAGUGACUGACCUCUCUGGUACAUUUACACUUCAGAUCAAAUCUGCAUGCAGGGGCAAAGACUAUGUUACUACAUUGCUUUCUGUAAAGAAUGUCACUCUAGAGAGUGUAACUGUAGAUGGAACGAUCCUGAGUGGAAAGACUCAGUUGGCAGACAGCAUCCUAGAAAUUUUCUAGUACAGGAGAAUUCUCAAAGGAGUUAAAUGGUUGGAAUUUGAUUUAGUCUUUGGCAUUUGUAGCUGUAAAUCAGCUUUGGAGGGACAGUUGAAGAUAUGUGUAGAUUUGUGUUCUAAUGCUUGGUUUUUCUUUUUUUAAGCAUACAUGGAAGAAAGAUGGUCUUUACUGAGGAAUAAUAUGUAAACCUAUGAGAGAAAUACUCGUCGUAGCAUGUUUUCAACAGGAACAGUUUGAAAUGCAGGUUCAGUUUUCAUCACAAACAAUGGCAGUGGUCUACAUUGGAUGUAUAAAACAUGAACAAGGAAUUUUAAAUCUGGAAGGGUUUAUGGACAUUAGAGCAAAACAUUCUAGAAUGGAUUUCAUUAAACCUCAAUAAAUUUACUAUAAGCAACAUUUAUAUGCACAGAUUUUACUGAGUUACGUGUACAAAUGAUGAAAAAUACUUAAAGCAUGGUCCCCUGAGAGGCCAAGAAAGUUUCCGGAUAAGUUCUCCUUCAUGUUCAUUAAUUUACCACUUACAGCUUAGUUUUGUUUGUUUGUUUGUUUGUUUGGUUUGGUUUUAAUUCAAUGUAAGACUGGGGGAGGGAUAAAAAUACAAAAUGACAGAAUUCUCAGGAAACAUAUCGCUUCACUUCUUGCCAAAAAGUCAACACCUAAAGAAGCUCCAAAAAUAAUUUCUAAGUAGAGAAUGGAAUUUGUUGAUUGAUAACUUGUGAAAAUUACAGCAUCAGUCGACUGUUUCUUUUUUGUUUUCUUUUCUAAAUAAGAUUGUUUCCUGCCUCUAGUCAAAUUAAAUUAUUUAGUGUUAAAUGUUCACAACUUUAUACAAUGUGUGUAAGUGCAAUAUGUAAACAUGUAUGAAAUCAUGUUAAAAAUGAAAUAUAGUAAUACAGCUAAGAAAAGUGGCUUUUGGAAUAUGAAUAUCUGGUAAGUUACGGUCAGUAAGUUCUAAGUCUGGAAAAGAGAUAUAUUAGUUUUCAUAUAAAAUUAACUGCUUUCAUGACUGUGGGAAUACAAUAGUGUGUAUUUUUCUACAGUAACUGGGAAUCUUUACUUCCUCCACCACCCACUUGGCUUUACCACUCCUUUCUACCUUAACCCUUCCUGCAAAAGUUAAGAAAUAGGGAAAUAGGGAUGCAUAUGUUUGGGGCGGAAAGAUAGUCUCCUCCCUUGAUAUAUUAUAAAGGGGCAUUGAUACAUGUUCCUGCCUUUCCUGGCAUUUUAAGGUGAAAACAUGCUUAAUGUUCAUGGGUCAUUAAUGGGCUAAAACCACUAAAUAUUCUUUUUCAUGUAACCAGUUCUUAAUGCCAAUAAUGCAUUUAUGAUCCAACUUCUUCAUAAAUGCUACCGGAAACUUUAAGGCCAAAAUAUAGUGUGCAGAGCUAUUUUUUUAACCCAGAUGCAGUGGAACGUCCUGUAUACUAAAGGAGCAGCUACAUCAGGGGUUUUAAGUGAUGUAGCUGCUUUUUAUUGUAGCUUAUUUAUACCUGUAAAAAAGGAGGGAGGGGGGAAAGGAUGUUGCCUCUUGCUUUGAUGUGAUUUUAUUCUAAGGGCUCUGAUAUUUAGGCUGAUAGAAGUUGGCUUGGAAGCAGUGCUUAGUCUCACAUGUUACCAUUGUCCAGGGAUGUCUGAGCUAUUUUCAGAUGUAGUAACAGCACAGUGUUUCUUCGGUUGCAGUCUCACUUGGCUCAGUUUCUUGCACCACUGGAGUGUUCAUUACCACUGAAGUGUAUUGGAACAACAGCGUGAUGCAAGAUGUGUAGAUCAACAGUAGAGGAUGGAUUGUGCCCUUGGUGUUAACAAUGUGCCUUUUGUUACAAAUGCCGGUAGUAGGGCAUGCAUCUUGGCCUCUUUAACCCCCAGAAUACUGGAUAGUAAGGGUGAAAUCUUUUUAAAUGCUGUACCUGUCUUAGAAUAUCCUGUAGGUGAUUAAGGCCUUAAUAGAAACAAUAAGGCAAUCACACUGGUAAGGGUGGAGAGGGCACGCUGAUCUUGGAGUACUUUCCGUAAAGGGGUUAAAGAUGGCCCUUUCUCAUUGGUUGUACUUUAACAUCAAAUUGAUUUUUCUUUUCUUUAAUAAAUUUUUGUUAUGGUGACACUAGACAGUAAUUAACUGUAUUUGUAAAAUUUACCUCAAACUCUUUGGUUUUAUAGUGUGAUUUAAUCCCAGGGCAUUUGGUAUGAACCAAAGUGCAUUCCUUUUAUAUGUGCCUGGCUCUUAUAAAGGUGGCCAGGGAUUUUUACAAUUUGGGUGCAAGGCACUUAAGCCACUUUUAACUCGGUGGGUGGUUUGGAGUUAUAAAUGACUUCAUGGGAAUGUUGAGAACACUUUAGACAUAAGUAGCAUUGGGCAAUAUUAGAAUCUUUAGGAAAGGGUGUGCAUUAUUUAAUGCUCUCCAUUUUUUUAGUAUUUUUUUCCAUCAAUAAUGUUUGUGAUAACUACAAAAAGAACUUUUUCUUUCCCAGUCAGCAAAGAUUAGAAUAUUGCCCAGUUUAAUGCUAUGGUAGCAUUUCAAUAAAAUAACAUUUGUGAAUUCUUGUUUCUAGGGGCUUGUACAUCUCUGCUACAAAUUGUGAUUACUCAGUUCAACUGCUACAAUUACGUCUAAGCAGUAGCUUGGGUUUUUAUUGGGCAACGACUUAGACACGUGACUGUAAUAUGCUGCAACUGUGUGUACUGAAAACGUGAAAAACGAUUGAAUGUGGACUGUGUAUAUAUUUAUGUAUAAUUUUCUGUGAGAUGCUGCUGUUGCCACUUCACAUUAAAGAUGUUGUAGUGGGUUUUAAUCCUAGUGGCCAGUUCUAUGAUACUGUAUGUAUUGUACAGCUGAUGACAGGAGUUAAGACUGUUCUAGUGAAUAUUUGUUACAUUUUAUUGUUGUGGCCAGAGAUCAUUUCAGAAUAAAAUUUUAUGUCCUACUUUA
This is a messenger RNA of Pezoporus flaviventris, 6246 nucleotides long. It is a transcript of the gene DYRK2, whose product is annotated as dual specificity tyrosine phosphorylation regulated kinase 2. Gene Ontology annotation, cellular component: nucleus. The transcript has 3 exons. The record is from RefSeq and is a predicted model, not a curated record. Lineage: Eukaryota; Metazoa; Chordata; Aves; Psittaciformes; Psittacidae. Gene Ontology annotation, biological process: peptidyl-threonine phosphorylation; peptidyl-serine phosphorylation. The coding region runs from base 379 to 2172 and encodes 597 amino acids. Gene Ontology annotation, molecular function: protein serine/threonine/tyrosine kinase activity; ATP binding; protein serine/threonine kinase activity.